This is a messenger RNA of Loa loa (African eye worm), 312 nucleotides long. RefSeq lists its product as hypothetical. The record is from RefSeq and is a predicted model, not a curated record. The transcript is spliced from 2 exons. NCBI's taxonomy places the organism in Eukaryota, Metazoa, Nematoda, Chromadorea, Rhabditida, Onchocercidae. Bases 1 to 312 code for a protein of 103 amino acids.
AUGUGCGAACAAUCCUCGAAGCUCCUGAGUGAAUAUCCACGCGAAAGAGGAGAGAGUGAGAGUGGUGACCCUGAAGAACUGAAGCGAUGCGGUAUUUCUCCUAGUAUAUUUAGAAAGGUGAAAGUGGGAAAAUGCCCCACCACUAUCACUCAAACGAUGGACCCAAAAAGGGGAAUACCUGGCAGCGGCGAUCCAGAGCGCCGCAAAGGCAAGAGCAAACAUCAAAAAGACAAAAGUCAUGAUAGUGUGCAUGAAAAGCCCGUCGGGUCGGAUGGUCUACGUGAUGCUAUCCUAAUGCCAGAAAGAUAUUGA